Messenger RNA from Coregonus clupeaformis (lake whitefish), 3793 nucleotides. RefSeq names its product NLR family CARD domain-containing protein 3. The transcript has 7 exons. Lineage: Eukaryota; Metazoa; Chordata; Actinopteri; Salmoniformes; Salmonidae. Gene Ontology annotation, molecular function: protein binding. Bases 1 to 3369 code for a protein of 1122 amino acids. The record is from RefSeq and is a predicted model, not a curated record.
AUGCUGCCCCAACCAGGGCCUGUCCCCAUGCUGCCCCAACCAGGACCUGUCCCCAUGCUGCCCCAACCAGGGCCUCUCCCCAUGCUGCCCCAACCAGGACCUGUCCCCAUGCUGCCCCAAACAGGGCCUGUCCCCAUGCUGCCCCAACCAGGGCCUGUCCCCAUGCUGCCCCAAACAGGACCUGUCCCCAUGCUGCCCCAAACAGGACCUGUCCCCAUGCUGCCCCAACCAGGACCUGUCCCCAUGCUGCCCCAAACAGGGCCUGUCCCCAUGCUGCCCCAAACAGGGCCUGUCCCCAUGCUGCCCCAACCAGGACCUGUCCCCAUGCUGCCCCAACCAGGACCUGUCCCCAUGCUGCCCCAACCAGAGCCUGUCCCCAUGCUGCCCCAACCAGGGCCUGUCCCCAUGCUGCCCCAACCAGGGCCUGUCCCCAUGCUGCCCCAACCAGGGCCUGUCCCCAUGCUGCCCCAACCAGGUCCUGCCCCCAUGCUGCCCCAAACAGGGCCUGUCCCCAUGCUGCCCCAAACAGGGCCUGUCCCCAUACUGCCCCAACCAGGUCCUGCCCCCAUGCUGCCCCAACCAGACCAGAAGGAGCUCGCUGACACACUGGAGAACAGUCUUCUGGGUAACCUUGUUGCAUGUCAACAAAAACUCAAAUGCAAUCUGAAGAGGAACUUUAAGAAUGUGUUUGAGGGAAUAGCCAAGCAAGGAAAUCCAACCCUUCUCAAUAAGAUCUACACAGAGCUCUUCAUCACAGAGGGUGGAAGUGGGGAGGUCAAUAAUGAACAUGAGGUGAGACAGAUCGAGGCAGCAUCCAGGAGACCAGCAACACAAGAGACGCCAAUAAAAUGCAGUGACAUCUUUGAACUUUUACCUGGACAAGACAAAGAAAUCAGAUCUGUGCUGACAAAGGGUGUCGCUGGCAUUGGAAAAACAAUCUCUGUGCAGAAGUUAAUUCUGGACUGGGCUGAAGGAAAAGCAAAUCACGAUAUCCAAUUGAUAUUUCCACUUCCUUUUAGAGAUCUGAAUAUGAUGAAGGAGAAGAAAUACAGCCUGAUGGAACUUCUUCAUCACUUCUUCAUGGAAACCAAAGAAUCAGGAAUCUCCAACUUUGACAAGUACAAGGUUCUGUUUGUGUUUGAUGGUCUGGAUGAGUGUCGACUUCCUCUUGAAUUCGAGAACAACGAGAGCUGUUGUGAUGUCACAAAGUCGACGUCAGUGGAUGUGCUGAUGACAAACCUCAUCAAGGGGAAUCUUCUUCCUUCUGCUCGUCUCUGGAUAACCUCCCGACCAGCAGCAGCCAAUCAGAUCCCUCCUGAGUGUGUUGACCAGGUGACAGAGAUACGAGGGUUCAAUGACCAACAGAAGGAGGAGUUCUUUAGGAAGAGAUUCAGUGAUGAGGACAUGGCCAGCAGAAUCAUCUCACACAUAAAGACAUCAAGAAGCCUCUACAUCAUGUGCCACAUACCAGUCUUCUGUUGGAUCUCUGCCACUGUUCUAGAGACACUGUUGGGUGACGCACAGAGUGGAGAGAUGCCCAAGACUCUGACUCAAAUGUACAAACACUUCCUGUUCUUUACCACACUGCACAAAAAACGAAAAUAUCCAAAGGUACCGGAGAAAGUUGAGUCAGAUUCACAGAUGAAAACAGAUGAGGAGAUCAUCCGGAAACUGGGAAAACUGGCUUUCAGACAGCUGGAAAAAGGGAAUCUAAUAUUCUACGAGGAAGACCUGAGAGAGUGUGGCAUUGAUGUCACAGAAGCUUCCGUGUACUCAGGAGUGUGCACACAGAUCUUCAGAGAGGAGAGUGGGCUGUACCAGGAGAAGCUGUACUGCUUUGUUCAUCUGACUAUCCAGGAGUUUCUGGGUGCUGUGUACGUGUUUGUCACGUUCAACAACGACAGUUUAAAUCUAAUGGCAGAACCUGAAACCACCACCGACAGAAAACUUCAGAUGUCUGAAGACAAACCUACAACCAUCCUCCACAAGAGUGCAGUGGACAAGGCCUUACAGAGUGAGACGGGACACCUGGACCUGUUUCUCCGCUUCCUUCUGGGUCUCUCGCUGGAGUCCAAUCAGACAUUCCUACGAGGCCUACUGACACAGACAAGAAUCAGCUCACAGACCAAUGAGGAAACAGUCAAGUACAUCAAGGAGAAGAUCAGGGAGAAUCCUUCUCCAGAGAGGUGCAUCAAUCUGUUCCACUGUCUGAAUGAGCUAAAUGACCAUUCUCUUGUGGAGGAGAUCCAAAGCUACCUGAGAUCAGGAAGUCUCUCAGAAGCCAAACUCUCCCCUGCACAGUGGUCAGCUCUGGUCUUUGUGUUGCUGACUUCCGAAGAGGAGCUGGAUGUGUUUGACCUGAAGAAAUACUCCAGAUCAGAAGAAUGUCUUCUGAGGCUGCUGCCAGUGGUCAAAGCCUCCAGGACAGCCCUGCUGAAUGGAUGUAACCUCACAGAGAGAUGCUGUGAAGCGUUAGCCUCUGCUCUCAGUUCAAACUCCUCCAAGCUGAGAGAACUGGAUCUGAGUGACAAUGACCUGCAGGAUUCAGGAGUGGAGCUGCUCUCUGCUGGACUGGGGAGUCCACGCUGUAAACUGGAGACACUGAGGAUGUCGUUCUGUUUAGUCACAGAGGAAGGCUGUGCUUCUCUGGCUUCAGCUCUGAGGUCAAACCCCUCACACCUGAGAGAGCUGUACCUCACCCACAAUUACCCAGGAGCCUCAGGAGUGGAGCUGCUCUCUGCUGUCGUGGAAGAUCCACAGUGUAAACUGGAGAAACUCAGUGUGGAUCAUAAUUUCGAGUGUUGGUUAAAAUCAUCACUUAAGAAAUAUGCCUGUGAAUUGACACUGGAUCCAAACACAGCAUUCAAAAACCUCUCUCUGUCUGAGGAGAACAGAAAGGUGACACGGGUGGAAGAGGAGCAGACGUAUCCUGACCACCCAGAUAGAUUUGAGAGCUGGGAUCAGCUGCUGUGUAGAGAGGGUCUGACUGGACGCUGUUACUGGGAGGUGGAGUGGACGGGGCACGAGGUCCAUGUUGGUGUAACAUACAGCGGAAUAGGAAGGGAAGGAAGGGGUCAUGACUGUGGGCUCGGAUACAACAACAAGUCCUGGACUCUUAGUUGUAAUAAUGAUAUUUACACUGCCAGGUACAAUAAGAAGCCCAUAACCGUACCUGACCACGCCUUCCGCUCCCACAGAGUAGGAGUGUAUCUGGACUGGCCGGCCGGCACUCUGUCCUUCUACAGCGUUUCCUCUGACACAAUGACCCACCUGCACACAUUCCACUCCACAUUCACUGAGCCCCUCUAUCCGGCGUUUAGGAUCUGGUACUGUGGCGCCUCUCUGUCCCUGUGUCAGGUAUGUGAAUAAAAAUAAAGCGCAGUAUUUAAAUGACAAAUUAACUGUAUGUUUGACAACCCAAACCGAAUCUUGCGGGAGCUCUGGCCUCCGGCCAGUAACAUUUUGAAUGUUUCCAUCUGUCACAAGUUGAAUUGAACUGUAAUGCACUUUAAAAGCUUAGAUGUAGUUUGCGUGUAUCCGUUGUGCACUUAUCAGGAGUAUAUGUAUUAGUUAUUAAAGUAUCGAACUGUCAUCACUUUGUAUCAGUAUUUUGAGUUCAGUUAUAUGCUGCACUGUAGGAGUAUGUAAAAAUUGUUGUCCUGGGAUUUGACAUUUUGAGUUCUAGAUAUUUAAGUUAUUUAAAAGAGCCUUGUUUUGUAGUGCAAACUUUGAUGAUGCAACAACAAUUUUGUGUGUGAAGAUUCUGACAUUAAACCUGAGUUUUAUUCUUGGA